Molecule: messenger RNA, 999 nt
Organism: Fusarium oxysporum Fo47
Lineage: Eukaryota; Fungi; Ascomycota; Sordariomycetes; Hypocreales; Nectriaceae
Product: quinone oxidoreductase family protein
Exons: 3
Coding region: 1-999 (332 amino acids)
Biological process (GO): cellular response to oxidative stress
Cellular component (GO): cytoplasm
Molecular function (GO): zinc ion binding; quinone reductase (NADPH) activity
Source: RefSeq, a predicted model, not a curated record
AUGCAGAUUGCAACAACUCAAAGGGCGAUUGUGGUAGAGAAGACCGGAGGCCCAGAAGUUCUCGAAUACCGAACCGAUUAUCCCGUUCCCAAGCCCAAGUCUGGUCAUACCUUAGUCAGGAACACGAUCUCAAGUAUCAACUUUAUUGACACAUACUUCCGAACCGGGCUAUAUCCGUCUCCCAAGCCCGAAGUCCUAGGGCGCGAAGCCGUAGGGACUGUGGCAGCUCUUGGCCCCGAAACAGACAAGUAUGACCUCAAAAUCGGGGACAGAGUUAUAUGGCUUGCAAACGGAGGAUACGCCGAGUUCUCAUCGGUGCCAGCAGAGAAGACAAUCAAGAUUCCCGCGGGGCUACGUGAUGAGGACGUCUUGGCUAGCUUCAUGAGCGGAUUGACAGCUCUGGCUCUCACGCAAGAAACUUACACUGUCAAACCAGGCGACUGGGUAUUGCUGCAUGCAGCCGCCGGAGGAGUAGGGAUCCUGAUGGCACAAAUCCUUAAGGGUCUAGGCGCGACUGUCAUCGGAACAGCUGGCGGCCCGGACAAAGUCGAGCUGGUCAAGGCCCUCGGUGUCGACCAUGUUAUCGACUAUCGAAGCGAUCAAGGCACCCACUGGACCCAAGAUGUUCUUGAGCUUACCAAAGGAGCGGGGGUUGAUGUCGUGUAUGACUCCGUUGGUAAGGACACGUGGAAAGGCAGUCUCGAGGUUGUGAAAAGAAAGGGAACCGUCGUCUGGUUCGGGAAUUCAAGUGGUCCAAUCCCCCCAUUGCCGUUACAGCAGUUGUCUCCUAAAUGCGUGAAGAUUGCGCGCCCUACCUUGUUCGGUUAUAUCACAACUCGUGAAGAGUUUGAAUACUACUCCGGCCAAAUAUUUGACCUACUGCAAGCUGGAAAGCUAAAGGUUAAUAUCCACGGUAUCUAUGACCUGGAAGAGGCUCAGAAAGCACACAAGGAUCUAGAAAGUCGAAACACGAGGGGAAAGUUACUUCUAAGGCUCUAA